GUGUAUUGUUGUCUUCCUAGUAUCCAGAGUAGAAGAUAUAUGCAUGAUAUCUCGUCCAUGCAAUAUUAACACAAAACUUUCUUUGUGCUAAGAGAAACUAGCUGUGUAACAGUCUUAACUAUCUCGUAUAUACAUAUAUUUUUUUCCUUUUUUUGUGCCUGAUAACUUCAGUUUGGGAUGGACAGCUUAUCUUGACAUGCCGACCUGGGCCUUGGAAGGGAAGAUGAUAUGCAAACUGUGGAAUCGCUGGCAGAGCUAACGUCUCAUCCAUUGCCAGUACAUAUCACCCCUCAGCUUACUCUCAGAGAAAUCUCCAUAAAGCAGUCCGAGCCGAGAUGACAGGUGUUCCCGAAGAACUCACCGCCGGACUUCCGGGUCGUGCACUCCCUUCUUGCCGCCCUUCACCCAGUCAGCGUCCCCACGCGGCUCUCCGGCUUCCUGGCGGCCCCUUCUCCUUGUCCGGCUCUCCCCGCUCUCUGCUCAGCGGGUUGUGCCGGGACCAAGGGCCAAGAGCUUCCCUGGCUCCGCGAGCUCGGGGCGGGGCUGGGGAGCAUGCGCGAUCGACGACGUACGGAAGCCCGGAAGGAGGGGCGGGGAGCAGUGGCUCAGGUUUCUUCAGGCGGCGGGCGGCUGGGACGCGGCUGGCACAGGCACCAUGAACCCGCUGUAAGGCGCAGGCUGCGCGGCGCGGGGGAAGCGGAGAAGAGGAGGACGCAGCGGUGAAGUUCUUCGCCAUGAACCUGAGGGGCCUUUUCCAGGACUUCAACCCGAGUAAAUUCCUCAUCUAUGCCUGUCUGCUGCUAUUCUCUGUGCUGCUGGCCCUUCGUCUGGAUGGCAUCAUUCAGUGGAAUUACUGGGCUGUCUUUGCUCCCAUAUGGCUGUGGAAGUUAAUGGUCAUUGUCGGUGCCUCCGUUGGAACUGGAGUCUGGGCGCGAAAUCCUCAAUAUCGAGCAGAAGGAGAAACAUGUGUGGAGUUCAAGGCCAUGUUAAUUGCUGUGGGCAUCCACUUGCUCUUGUUGAUGUUCGAAGUUCUGGUGUGUGACAGGAUCGAAAGAGGAAGCCAUUUCUGGCUUCUGGUCUUCAUGCCGCUGUUCUUUGUUUCCCCGGUGUCUGUCGCAGCUUGUGUCUGGGGCUUUCGACAUGACAGGUCACUAGAGUUAGAAAUCCUGUGUUCUGUCAACAUUCUUCAGUUUAUAUUCAUUGCCUUGAGACUGGACAAGAUCAUCCACUGGCCCUGGCUUGUGGUGUGUGUCCCCCUGUGGAUCCUCAUGUCCUUCCUGUGCCUGGUGGUUCUCUAUUACAUCGUGUGGUCCGUCUUGUUCCUGCGCUCUAUGGAUGUGAUUGCGGAGCAGCGACGGACUCACAUCACCAUGGCACUGAGCUGGAUGACCAUUGUGGUGCCGCUGCUGACUUUUGAGAUUCUGCUGGUGCACAAACUGGAUGGCCACAAUGCUUUCUCUUGUAUUCCCAUCUUUGUCCCCCUGUGGCUCUCACUGAUCACGCUGAUGGCAACCACGUUUGGACAGAAGGGUGGAAACCACUGGUGGUUUGGUAUUCGCAAAGAUUUCUGCCAGUUUCUGCUUGAGAUCUUCCCAUUUCUGAGAGAAUACGGCAACAUCUCAUAUGACCUCCACCACGAGGAUAAUGACGAAACGGAAGAGACUCCUGUUCCAGAACCUCCUAAAAUCGCUCCCAUAUUUCGCAAGAAGGCCAGGGUGGUUAUCACCCAGAGCCCUGGGAAGUACGUCCUCCCGCCUCCAAAAUUAAAUAUCGAAAUGCCGGACUAGAGGGCGCUGCUGGACCAGAGCACAGGUGCCUGGGACACACACCCUCCCCGCUUCCUCUGCACCGGCUUCACCCCAGACCAGAAUGGAGCUGGGCCUCCAGGGAAACCCUCUGCUAUACCGUUUGCGCUCGGUACUGAUCAGCCACCCGCCACAGAAGGACCAGGUGGCUGGCGGUGGGAGGUGUGUGCAGAGAGAGACACCAGGGGUUGGGGCACGCAAGAGAGGGCGGAAGGAACCUGACUGCCCCAAGGCUGUUACCUGCCGUGUGCUGCCCCGUCAGCGACAGCAGCUCCACAGACCUGCAGAAGCAGCGUCUGUCAAUGGGGCAGCUUUCCCAAGUGCUAAAAUCCCAACAGAAAGUGUUGUUGGAAGAUGCGUCUCCAGGGGGCUGCGCCCUAGUCCGGCUCUGAGCUGUCUCCCGCCUGCAGCCGGCGGGGACGGGACUACAUCUGAGAGCACCUGGUGUGCAGACCGAGCACAGCCACGCAUCCCCUGUCCCCGCUCGGCAGGGGUUUCCCUCUGAGCACGGGGGGUGCAGGUUUUCAGGCCUCAUCCCUGAACCCUUCCCCAGGAGUGAGUGACUCCAUGCCUGUAUAGUAUUUAUACAAAUAUUUUAGCAUUGUAAUAUACGGUGUCAAAUCCCGGUUCUGUACAGCAUACUCUGUUAAAAGUAUUUUUUUACAAAUUUGCCCUGGAGACAGCCGUGUUCUGUGUGGAAACCCAGGUGGGUGGCAUGCCCACCUGGCCCCAGAGGAGUGAAGACCCUCAUAGAACAUGGCCAUUUGUGCCCUGGGAUCCCUUCAGCACCUUAGCGGCUUGUCCCACCAGCAUAGCCACAAGCAAGAAAUGGCAUGUGCUCCCCUAACGCACAGGGAGCACCGGCCAGCAGAAUCCUGGAAAAUGCUUCCUGAGGCUGGGACACUGGAGAAGGUGGCAGAGAGCAGAAAGCCUGGAGGAGCAGUCUGACUGCCGGCGAGGGGGGCACGGGGCACCAGGCCGGUGCCAGCCUCGUGGCCAUGGCAUGUCGGGCUCUGGCACUGCAGCUCGUAUCCAGGUCCUGCAACGUGCAGUAGCCUUUCCCCUGGAAUCAAGUAGGUCAUUUUUCAGAGGAUCUGGAGGAGCAGUGACCUUCUGAUCCCAGUGGACAAGGCAGGCUUUCCAGGGACCAGCGGCUCCGUGGCCUAAUUGGAAGGAAGUAACAUCCACCUGCUCCCUGCCCCUGCCCCUGCCUCUGCCCCUGCCCCUGCCCGGCAGUGGACUCCAGCGUCGCUGGUCUGUUUCAGGGCAAAGGGGGACAAAUGCUCCAUCACUUCCUGCUCAGUGUGUAAAACCUGUCGCUAAGCCCACUGUUUUGCCGCCUGUAGUUGUGUAAUAAACUGAUUCCUCAUUUUA
Chinchilla lanigera (long-tailed chinchilla) is the source of this 3179-nucleotide messenger RNA. RefSeq names its product transmembrane protein 185A (gene Tmem185a). Gene Ontology annotation, cellular component: dendrite. The record is from RefSeq and is a predicted model, not a curated record. NCBI's taxonomy places the organism in Eukaryota, Metazoa, Chordata, Mammalia, Rodentia, Chinchillidae. The transcript has 7 exons. Bases 735 to 1787 code for a protein of 350 amino acids.